CGAGCCCCUGCCAGCAGCCCCGGCCUCACCGCGGCGUUCGCUCGCUUCCAGUUAUGUUCUGGCGGUCACAGACGGGCAUCGUGUACAAGGAACCCGCGGAGAGCUGCAAGGACAGCCCCGUGCGCUGCGACGGCGUCGUCGACUGCUCCCAGAGGAGCGACGAGCUGGGCUGCGUUAUGUUCUGGCGGUCACAGACGGGCAUCGUGUACAAGGAACCCGCGGAGAGCUGCAAGGACAGCCCCGUGCGCUGCGACGGCGUCGUCGACUGCUCCCAGAGGAGCGACGAGCUGGGCUGCGUGCGCUUCGCAUCCGACGAGUCCUUGCUCCACGUCUACUCCAGCGCUGAGAGUUUAGUGUGUGGAGCCUCUCUGAGAAGGCAGGGAGCCGGCAGUCAGUGCCUGGCUGGGGGGACCCUCACUGCCUCUCUCCUCUCCCCUCCCAGUGCAUCGCAGACCGAAUACAUUCCCCUGCACGUCUCCGGCAAGAGCCUCACCGUGGCCGACGAGCGGGACACCAUCCAGCAGAGCCUCAACAGCUCACAGUGUCUCACGGGAAAGUACGUCUCCCUCCGAUGCACAACCUGCGGACAGAGGAUUUCUGGCCGGAUCAUCGGAGGAAAGGAAACAUCCGUGAGCAAAUGGCCCUGGCAAGUCAGCGUGCAGUAUGGGCCGAUCCACAUCUGCGGCGGCACCGUCAUCGACGCGCAGUGGGUCCUCACCGCGGCCCACUGCUUCUUCAUGAACAGCAUGAAGAUCCUUGACGACUGGAAGGUGUACGGCGGGGUCUCGGACCUGAAACAGCAGGCAGAGGGCAUCCCCGUCUCCCAGGUCAUCAUCAACUCCAACUACAGUGACGACCACGAUGACUACGACAUCGCUCUCAUGAAGCUCUCCAGGCCGCUGACGCUCUCAGCUCAGGUUCGCCCAGCCUGCCUCCCUAUGUACGGCCAGCGAUUCCAGACCGGCAGGGCCCGCUAAAAAACCGGCUUUGUGAAGACCAUGGAGAAUGAAGAUAACACGUCCCCGAAGCUGCGGGAGGCUGAGGUGAAGCUGAUUGACUACAAGAUCUGCAACAGCGACAAGGUGUACGAGGGCUACCUGACCCCACGGAUGAUGUGCGCCGGGUACCUGCAGGGAGGGAAAGAUGCGUGCCAG
Molecule: messenger RNA, 1154 nt
Organism: Leptosomus discolor (cuckoo roller)
Lineage: Eukaryota; Metazoa; Chordata; Aves; Leptosomiformes; Leptosomidae
Source: RefSeq, a predicted model, not a curated record